Molecule: messenger RNA, 4803 nt
Organism: Esox lucius (northern pike)
Lineage: Eukaryota; Metazoa; Chordata; Actinopteri; Esociformes; Esocidae
Product: xylosyltransferase 1
Exons: 12
Coding region: 188-3037 (949 amino acids)
Biological process (GO): chondroitin sulfate proteoglycan biosynthetic process; heparan sulfate proteoglycan biosynthetic process
Cellular component (GO): membrane
Molecular function (GO): protein xylosyltransferase activity
Source: RefSeq, a predicted model, not a curated record
AUACCUUUUUCAAAUACAUUACCUUUUUCUCCAUCCCUCCCCUCUUUUCUCGCUCUCUGGCUGCUUUUGCCAGUAGCUCCACUCCAAAGUCGCGGACCGGGGAGCUGAAACCCUCCUUGCCAACCCUGCUGUCAGCGCUUUGCGGACUGGGAGCGUGCGAGCUAGGCAAAGUGUGUGUUUGAGAAAGAUGGUUGGUAAUCCGUGUGGUCGCAAACUGGCUCGCCGUUUCAAAUCAGCACUGAUAGCCGCGCUGACAGUUCUUCUGGUUCAGACGCUGAUAGUUUGGAACUUUAGUAGCCUGGAUACCGGAGAAGAAGCAAGCGAAUGGGCCAACAGUAGCCGGGGGAAGAGGAACCAAGUCGGGGCAUUCAACAAAGCCUACAGCCAGUACCCCCGGAGCGUACUACCGAGGAAGCAACAUCAACCUCCGUUGGGGAAAGCGACUGUUCGACAUAAACAACCGAAGGUUUACCACUCCCGACGGCCUAAGGAGAAACUCCUCCUGGAGAGCAACAACAAUGAGAACUCGGUACCUAAAGACUUUGACAGUGUAGUUGACAGCAACAGCAACCUAGGGCCACGUCCACAGCACCAGCGGCCUGAAGGAAAUGCCCCCAUGAACAAACUGGCCACGGCUCAAACGAAAAGCAUUCUGGGAAAGGCUUUGCCUAAUGAAAUCAACAAGGUCAUUAAGGUCAUUAAGCAGUACCCUCUUUCUCCUCCGCAGCAGCCUAGAUGGGUGGGACUUAACAAUAGUCACACCCACAAACCACACAGACCAAACCCCCAGCUGUCCACCAACCCUGCUAAACUCUCCUCUCCAUCCUCCAUCCAAACGUCCUAUCAGCAUCAGCGACAUCACCAAACUAGGAAGUCUGCAACUGCGCUUCCUGUGUUGGGACAGCGCAGGGAGCGACACCAGUGUGAGAUCAGUGGGAAGGAGGCCAUCUCGGCUCUCUCCAGAGCCAAGAGCAGGGGCUGUCGGCAGCAGAUAGUUGAAGUGUACUGCAGACAUAAGGAGAGGGCCCUGAUGCCAGAAACUGUCCCUCGAUACUGCCCUCUGGAGGGUAAGACAAAUGUCAACGUGCAGUGGAAUGAGGACCUGGAGCAAGCUGUCCCAUCUGAUCCUGUCCGGAUAGCUUUUGUCUUGGUGGUCCACGGCCGAGCCUCCCGCCAGUUCCAACGCCUGUUCAAGGCCAUCUACCACAUCUCACACUACUAUUAUAUACACGUUGACCAGCGUUCCAACUACCUGCACAGACAGGUGAUGGCACUAGCAAGCCAGUAUUCCAACGUACGAGUCACUUCCUGGAGGAUGUCCACCAUUUGGGGUGGGGCAAGCCUGCUCACAAUGUACCUGCGCAGCAUGGAGGACCUUCUCAGCAUGGCUGACUGGAAGUGGGACUUCUUCAUCAACCUCAGCGCUGCUGAUUACCCCAUCAGGACCAAUGUGCAGCUGGUGGGCUUCCUGAGUAAGUACCGGGAGAUGAACUUCAUCAAAUCCCAUGGCAGAGACAACGCACGAUUCAUCCGUAAACAGGGCCUGGACCGCCUGUUCUUUGAGUGUGACACACACAUGUGGCGUCUAGGCGACCGCAAGAUCCCAGAAGGCAUCAUGGUGGACGGAGGCUCUGAUUGGUUCGUUUUAAACCGCAUGUUUGUGGAUUACAUCAUCAACUCUCCGGAUGAGCUGGUCGUCAGCAUGAAGCGCUUCUACACAUACACACUCCUACCUGCUGAGUCCUUCUUCCACACAGUGUUGGAGAACAGUAUCCACUGUGAGAGCCUGGUGGACAACAACCUGCGCAUCACCAACUGGAACAGGAAGCUGGGCUGUAAGUGUCAGUAUAAACACAUCGUGGACUGGUGUGGCUGCUCCCCCAACGACUUCAAACCCCAAGACCUGCCACGCUUUCAGCAAACAUCCAGGCCUACAUUUUUUGCCCGUAAGUUUGAGGCUAGUGUGAAUCAGGAGAUUGUUACCCAGCUGGACAGCUUCCUGUUUGGCCCUUAUCCACAGGGGACUCCGGGACUCCAGUCCUACUGGGAAAAUGUAUACGAUGAGACGGACACUGUGGCCAUCCUAUCAGACAGUCAGCUCACUCACUACCACGCCUUCACCCGUAUGGGCCUAGCACAUGCUGCCACAUCACUGCAGGGCCACCCAGAUGACCACCGCUGCAGGUAUGUUUCCAGGGGCUACCCAGUGUCUGUCCACCUGUACUUCCUGUCAGACGUGUUCCAAGGCUACCUAGUCCGUCAACAUGUCAGUAACCUAGCAACCAGCCAGCUGGAGACCCUAGAAACCUGGGUCACCCCUAGUAACCACUUCACCCUGGCCCCGGAGACCUCCACACUCAACAGAUUGCAGUUUGCUGAGGUGGGUACAGAGUGGGACGCCAAGGAGAGAAUUUUCCGGAACUUUGGAAGCCUGCUGGGCCCCAUGGAUGAGCCUGUUGCUAUGCAACGCUGGGGCAGGGGCCAAAACAUCACGGUUACAGUUGUCUGGGUGGACCCCACCAAUGUCAUCGCUGCCACAUACGACAUCCUGGUGGAAGGUGGGGCUGAGUACACACACUACCGGCCCCCAUUAAACCUGCCGCUACGACCUGGUGUGUGGACCGUACGAGUGUUGAAUCACUGGAACCUGCUGGCCUCCACCAGCUUUGUGGUUUCACCUCUAGAGUACCACCAUCAGAAACCCAUAAAACACGAUGAUACAGUGAAGUUCCACAGCGGUCCGGCCCGUAACUCCUACAUGGAGCAGAGUUUCCAUGGCCUAAACCCAAUCCUCAACCUCCCGGUACACCUUGGACAGGUGGAGGAGGCGGAGCUUAAUGCAUCACUGACAGGGGCAGAACUCCAAGGCUGGGUGGACCGCCUGCUGGCAGGGGUGUGGUCUGCAGCAGACGUGUGUUCUCCGGGUCCUAGUGCCUGUCCCGUGAUGCAGCGGUGUCAGGAGACUGGAUGGAGUGCUUUCAGCCCUGACCCCAAGUCGGAGCUGGGCCCGCCCCAAAGGAAUGGACGGAUUAGGUAGCGCCACCGCCAACUCUGCUGCUGCCACCUAGUGGCUAGGAGGAUGAACUGAGGGAAAUCAUUGUGUGUGUUGUGCACAGUGGCUAGCGUGAGACUGUUUGUGAGGCCUUAGAUGGCUCCCUGUUCCCUGUACUAGAAUAGUACUCUGGCAGUGCACUAUAUAAGGAAUAGGGUGCCAACACCCAUGGUAUUUCGGAUAUAGAAGGUUGGACGGUACAAAUAUUUUCGCCAAACUCAAGAGCUGGGUAGUAAGAAGGCUGUAAAACAUGAUAGAAGAAAGAUAUGAAGAAUAAUGUAAUCACAAUAAGAACAAAGAAGCAAAGAUGUCAGACAAGUCAUCACUGUCUUCAGCAUUAUCUGGUGUUUCCUGUUGUCCAGGAGGCUAGAAUGACUGUAGUGUACUUCAUGUUAUGCAUUUUAAUCAGGUUCUAUGUGUGUCCCCAGUGGCACACCAUUUCCUAUAUUAGUGCACUUAUUUUGAUCAGUCUUAUGGGACCAGUGCACCUAAUGGGCCCUAGUCAAAAGUCUAGGAAACCAAGAGCAAGGCAGGACGAGACAGCAGGUCCCCUCUACUUUUUAAAUUCCUUCUACUGAACUCGUCUGGUCUGUUUGUCUGUCCUCUGUGCCAUCUCUGGAUGUCUGAAGGCUCACAGAGUGAUUUCCUUUAUCUGUUCCUCUUUCUAUCCAGAGGUACUUUGUGUGCUUGUGUGAAACAGCAUCCAGUUGAAAUUAUACUAUUUAUUCAAAUGUUUACAUGUGUCCAAUAUAGUGUUUUGUCACUGACUAAUGUUGAUAUUCUGCUUCCUAAAUGGCAUUUUAUAUCAUUCCCUAAACUCUGCACUUUGUUUGUCUAGUGCCUAUUAAAGGGAAGAGGGGGUGUUCGUUUAUGCCCCCGCCAGAUAAUCUGCUGCCUUGAUUCCCAAAAGCCCUCAAACCCCUUUAGUAAUCGAUAAUACUCUGAAGAGACUUUCUCCUCUUCUGUCCUUUCCUCUAAUACUCUGAAGAUACUUUCUCCUCUUCUGUCUUUCCCUCUAAUACUCUGAAGAGACUUUCUCCUCUUCUGUCUUUCCCUCUAAUACUCUGAAGAGACUUUCUCCUCUUCUGUCCUUUCCUCUAAUACUCUGAAGAGACUUUCUCCUCUUCUGUCCUUUCCUCUAAUACUCUGAAGAUACUUUCUCCUCUUCUGUCUUUCCCUCUAAUACUCUGAAGAGACUUUCUCCUCUUCUGUCUUUCCCUCUAAUACUCUGAAGAGACUUUCUCCUCUUCUGUCCUUCCCUCUAAUACUCUGAAGAGACUUUCUCCGCUCCUUCACUCUAAGGUUACCAGCCAUGCCAAUGUUUGUAGGAAACCAUCACAUGGUACUUUAAAGUUGUUGAUGUGAUGAAUUCCAUUGUAUUUUACAUUUGGCCUCUCAAGGAGAGGCUCUUAAGGAAUACAGAGGAGAGGAAGCCUUUACAAUCUGUUGAGAUGCUGCUUGGUUAUUACGCCGCUGCUUGGUGUUGCUCAUUCACCAUCUGAGGUCUUGAAUGUGUGCUUACACUGCCACCCACAGGCUGAAUGCCAAACCGCACCCCAUUCCCAGUGUAGUGAACUAAUUUAUAUUUAUUUUUACUAUUUUUAAACCAUUUUUAUUUAACCCCUCUUUUACCAGGUUCAUGCAUGUCAUUAACAGCAUCGAACAGGGACUGAUUUUAUUUACCUUGCCCACACGGGGAUUCGAUCAAGGAACCAGUGAUCCACAAGGUCAGAGCCACACAGACUUCACAG